AACUCACGUGGUUUGUCUGUUUAUGUUGUAUAUACACAUAUACUCGCAUUAGCAGCCGGCUUUUUUACAUUUGUGCUGCAUGCCGAUGACAUUGUAGUUAAGAAACAAAAUGAGUCUAUUUAUGAGAUCUUCUAUUUGUUUUGCUCAAUGCACCAAACGUCUACUCAACAAUGCAGUUCCAGCUUCUGCUAAAAAAAGUUACAACCGACCUGCAAUAAGAAAAGUCUUUCGCAUGGACCAAAUUCGAGAAAAAGAAUUAAUGAUCAAUAAAUUAAUGAUUGAUGCUCAAAAUAAUAAUGAUGAAAAAAAUAUUGACAAUGAUACGUGGACAGCCAUUCGUGAAGAAAUGCAAAAAGAGUUUCCUGAUUUGAAUGAUAAAAUAGAUUCUAUUAUCUAUGACCUAUGUCUAAGUUAUGGCAAACCUCAAGCAGCAAUAAACUUUUAUAAAUAUUUAAGAGCUAAUAAUGUUGAACUGCAAUUAAAUAUUGUUGGGAAGUAUCUACGAGCUUACUCACAAUUGAGGAGACCAGUUACUAAAGACGAAGAGAGGGAUAUUUUAGAAACAUAUAAUGCGUUAAGAGAAGACUAUCCAUUACUGGGGGCAAAAUCCUGUGAAGAUUGUAUAGUUGCUUUAUGCAUGACAAAGCAUUGGGAGCUAUCAUUUGAAUUAUUAGAUAUGAUAUGUGAAUUUCAAGAGCCAGGUCCAUUAGUGCAUUCUGCUAUUAUGACAGCAGCUUUUAAAAAUAAUGAUCCACAAAAAGCUUGGAAAUUAGUCAGUGGCAAAACAAUACCGUUAACUUCAUCUGUACACAUCAGUUAUUUGGAUUAUUGUCAAAGAAAUUUCAAGGGUGAAAAAUUGAUCAAUAACGUUCAGAAAAUGCUCCAUUUUUGGAGAGAUCAAAAUUUAGUCCUGAAUCAAGUAGUUGUUGAUAAUUAUAAAACUUUCUUUGAAUCAUUGAAUUAUGUUACAUCUAAAACUUCAGUCUCAAAAGGUGGAAUUUGUUCAGCGUGUAAAACACAACUAACUCAAACUACUCUUUCUCAAGACGAUUUUAAAAUACUUUCAGAUUCAGUAAUGAAAAAAUUGAUUGUAGGUAAAAAUGUAUUUUGUACAACAUCACCACAAGAAUUAAAAAGAUAUAUGCUGUUUAUCAAGUCCAUGAAAUCAUACGAUAUUGUCAUUGAUGGGCUAAAUGUUGCUUUUGCAAAACGCAAAUUUCAAAAUAAAGGUUCUAUUAAAAAUAUUAUAGAGGUAGUGAGAUAUUUUCAGAAAUAUUCUCCUAAAAAAGUUUUAGUUGUUGGUAGAGCUCAUAUGAACUGGUGGUCAAAGGAAGAAAUGGAAUCAUUACGAAGUGUAGCUGAUGUGUUUCUCACUAAAAACUUGUCAGCAGAUGAUCCAUUUUUGUUACAUUUAACCCUCUUAAGUGGUUCCAAUACUUAUUUUGUCUCACGUGAUUUGAUGAGACAACAUUUACAUCUUCUUCGAGACUCAAAAUUGAAAAGGCUUUUCAAACGAUGGCAGAUGUCUAGGCAAUAUCUUUUUAAUACAGAUACUGAAACUAAAAAUAUCAUACUUCAUCCACCUCCCGAGUUUGAAUUGAAUACACAAGAAGAUAUGAAUGGAAUCCAUAUCCCAUUUACAGAGCUUGAAUCUCUUAUAUUACCUCGUAGUUACACUGUUCCGGAAAAUUGGCUAUGUGUGAGAAAAAGGUAGUAGUU
Molecule: messenger RNA, 1719 nt
Organism: Trichogramma pretiosum
Lineage: Eukaryota; Metazoa; Arthropoda; Insecta; Hymenoptera; Trichogrammatidae
Gene: mldr
Product: mitochondrial ribonuclease P catalytic subunit
Exons: 5
Coding region: 110-1714 (534 amino acids)
Biological process (GO): tRNA 5'-leader removal; mitochondrial tRNA 5'-end processing
Cellular component (GO): mitochondrial ribonuclease P complex; mitochondrion
Molecular function (GO): ribonuclease P activity; protein binding
Source: RefSeq, a predicted model, not a curated record